Molecule: messenger RNA, 1218 nt
Organism: Penicillium angulare
Lineage: Eukaryota; Fungi; Ascomycota; Eurotiomycetes; Eurotiales; Aspergillaceae
Product: GATA transcription factor LreB
Exons: 1
Coding region: 1-1218 (405 amino acids)
Biological process (GO): regulation of DNA-templated transcription
Molecular function (GO): sequence-specific DNA binding; zinc ion binding
Source: RefSeq, a predicted model, not a curated record
AUGGCUCUUGGCCAACAAUCGUCAUACAUGAAUCUGAACCACCCCGAUCCACGCCACUCCGUUUCUAGUCAAGGGAAUCAAGGAUACCAAAGUGACAUCCGGACCAUGACUGGUCCAUAUGGGCACUACGGGCUGCAAGCAGCGCAGCAGGGAGCCUACGAUGGCGGACAGGUCGACCCAGGCUGGACAGAACGGGUAUUGGAGGAAAUGAAGGACAUGUUAUUGCUAUUAGAUGCCGACGGUAAAGUUGCCUAUGCAUCGCCUUCCUCGAAGCAAAUCACAGGCCGGGGCUCGAAGCAGCUGGAGGGGAAUACUAUCACAGAGCUUAUACAUGAAGACGAUAAGGCUGUCUUCGUCCGCGAUAUGAACGAAUCAGUCAUUGGCAAUCGACCAUUCCGCUCGCACGCCCGACUCCAGAAAACCAAUAAUACAUAUUGCCUCGUCGAGAUCUACGGCCAUCCGCAUAUCGGUCGCGACAAUGUGCCGCGCGCUGGAAAUGUGUCUCCCCAAGAGCGUUGUCUAGGAUUCUUCCUCGUUUGUCGGCCACACCCCUCGAAAAACUCGUUACUCCUCGACUCCUUCCUUGAACAUAAAAUCGAGAAUGCGCGUCUAGUACAGCACAUCGCGAAACUUAAGCAAGAAGAGGAGGAAGAAGAAGAAGGAAUCUCGCGGGGUCCGUAUGGAACCAUGGAUGGUGAUAGGCAAUUCGCAGAUAGUUCCCUCGGGCAUGCUGUCUUAAGCGAUCAGGACUCGAGCGAAACUGCGGCUCCAUGUUCAGAUGAUUCUGACGCUAGCCAAGACCUGGAUUACUUCUCAGAAAGACCACCUGCCAUGGGUCAUAUGUCACAUGUUGACGGAAUUGAAGUGAUGACAGGCCUGAACUAUGCCGAUGGCGAACGAUCCCAGGGUCUAAGUACUGGUAAUCGCGGUGGUAAAUUAAUACAAUGUAGUAUCGAUAUUACCACCGCAGCUGAUCAAGCCCGGACUGUGCAAGAAGGCGACCGACGCAAGAGGCUCAAGGGCCAACAUUCUUGCAGUGACUGUGGAACAGGAGAUUCUCCUGAAUGGCGGAAAGGGCCUAAUGGACCCAAGACCUUAUGCAACGCCUGUGGUUGUAAGUUUCAUGCUAUUAUCCCUGUCCGUAUGUCACCCAUAUCUAAUGAAUACCCCUCAGUGCGUUGGUCGAAGAAGGAGAAAAAGCGUCAAGCGUCCACAUAA